AUGACUGACCGCACGGAGAUUGCAUCCUCUACAUCGGAGGACGAGUACACGUUUCUAGCCUUCUCCCUGGAGAACACGUCUGAGACAGUGGAGAGAGUCGAGAAGCAAACGGUAGGGAAGACGGAUGCUAUCAUUACCCACAUCACCAGCGCAGAGGACUCACGCAGCUCGACCACGCCGGAGAGUGAGUCUUUUGUGUUUACUACUAUGGCUGUCACCCCUAUUUCCCCAGCGGUGGCCAUGUUGUGCGGAUCGUCUGUGCAGAAGGUACUGGAGGCCUGCAUGGAUCCAGUGUUUCUCACCGCCUCGACAGAUAUGAAUGCCGAUAAUAUUGCCGCGGAUGUUCUCUCCCUGAUGGACGCGGCUAUGACAGUCCAUGUGCCUGCCCUCGCUGAUCUCUCUUGCCUGGAACCCUUCCUCACCGGCUACACUCGCUGCGAACGCAUCGACGCGGUACUGAGCGCGGCCCGUGCCUCCAGCAAGCUGAUACUGCGCGACGACCUUCCUGUGCCGCCCUCCAGUACGUGUAUGCUUUCAGUGGACGCGUUUGAAGGGGCCAGGCUGCGCGUCGGCUUUCGCAGUCACACUGCUGACGAAACUUACAGUAUGGAGAUGCUGAAGCAUCGGCUGCACACGUCUGAGUGCGAGGCUUCUCUUCACUCGUUGCUUCAUUACCGACUGGGGGCCACCACGUCACAGCAGAAUACGCGGAACGUCGAACUUUCCAGCAAUGCUUUGUGUGGGCAACGUGCCGCGCUUGCCUCACCUGUCGCUGCUUAUCAGGCACACGUGGAGUUGGAGGCGAGCCCGCUUCUCAAGGAUGUUUGUGAGUCUCGCUCAGACGACACCUGCGUUUCCAGAAGAGCCCUGCCGGUCGCUUGCGCGUUCCCUGUCGCGGUGGGCGAGGAGCCCGCAGGCAUUGCGAUUUGCGAGUCACGUAGCAUGCAACUGGGCCCGUGCCCCAUUGACAAGGAUCCACUCCAUGCAGGUAGCUGUGGCUGUGCCGCUGACCACCACAGGAAUCUUUACACCUCUAUGCCGCGCAUGUGUGCGCCGAUACCCAAACCACUGCUCACCAUCGACGCCAUCCUCACAGAUACUGAUUUCAAAUUUCAUGAGGAAACAGCAAGCAGCGGCGUGAGGGAGGCAACUUCUAUGUCCACGACGAGGUCCGGUUCGCCGGGGCCCACCAUGUCCUCCUCCGUCACCGCCACCACAACCGCCACGGAGAAGUUGUACAUCAGCAUGAGCGCCGUGCCGUCCUUUCACAAGAGCGUACUGAACGCGACUAUCGGCGCCACUUCCGUUGGUGACUUUUGUUUCCCAGCAAACGCUGUCCGCUCCCGCAGCCUGUUGACUCUCUGCGAGGAUUCUGCCGCUUGCCCCAUAGACGCCAGCGAGGCCAUGGCAAACGAGAAACUGAUGGGCUCGGCCAUGCCCCGUCUGUACGCCCCAGUUGACGUGUGUGCAGGCACCUCGUGUGAGAGCAUGGAUGGUGUGGCAGAGCCAUGGAGGAAGGGUUCUGCUACUCCACUGCACACGGGCAUGGGCAGGCUGCCAUCCACCUUCCUCCACAAGAAGGGGCUCAUGCCUGCAGGGAGUCCACCGAAGGCAAUAGGGGUUUGGGUGCCGCAAGCCCCGUGCCCUAUUGGCAGUUCCCUGAAGCCUGAUGGGGCUCCGCCUGUCGCUGGGCUACCCCCGACGCGUCUGCUGAUGGUACCCAUCCCUACUGAUAGUGUUUCCUGCAGCAGUGCCGACGACUGUAGGUCGGCGCAUGAAUUGCAGGCGACGUACCAGACGUCGCCCUGCCUCUUGUCAGGGUCGCACUACCGCCGCCAUGACCCAUACAGCAUGACUGGCUUCCUGGCGUGUGCACAGAACAGAAACACCUCUUCUUUAUCGCAGGUGAACAUGCCCAAUUCCUGUGUCUCGACUUUGUCCGCGCAGUUGAGGCAUUCCACUGAUGCUUACCCGAGUAGCGCCACUAGAGAAGUGAAGUUCUGCUUCCAAGACCCGCUGAUCAAGGCUUCUGCGUGGCUCCUGGAGCGCCGCCACUUCUGGCAGAGGGAUGCCACCUAUACCCCGUCAUCUGAGUGGGAGGGCGCACUGCACUCCAAUACGCACGACGACUCUUCGGACGAGCACAGUGAUGCCGAAGAGAUUUCAUGUCGAUCGUUGCUGAUGCACAAUGCUGCGGUGGCCGCUACACUCGCUGAACCAAGAUCAGCUUCAGCCAACCUCUCUCUGAGGCCUAUAGACGCAGAUCUGGCCUCGCCUGCCGGCGCCACUGCGGCCGCCGUAGCCCCCAAGUCGUACGCUGAGGCGGCUCGCCGAGGCAUCGUGGUCGCUUCCUCCGCUGUGGUCACCGCUGCCGAUACAGCCGAGACACAAUUGACAUUGUCUGUGCAGGAGAGCUGCGCUUCUUGCCUCUCUGCUGCGAAAAGGUUGUAG
Molecule: messenger RNA, 2451 nt
Organism: Leishmania braziliensis MHOM/BR/75/M2904
Lineage: Eukaryota; Euglenozoa; Kinetoplastea; Trypanosomatida; Trypanosomatidae
Exons: 1
Coding region: 1-2451 (816 amino acids)
Source: RefSeq, a predicted model, not a curated record